Messenger RNA from [Torrubiella] hemipterigena, 2406 nucleotides. The record is from the annotation of a GenBank genome assembly. Lineage: Eukaryota; Fungi; Ascomycota; Sordariomycetes; Hypocreales; Clavicipitaceae.
CUUAUUGAUUUAUCCUUUUCUUUUACAGUCGCAAACUUGACAAUGGACGCUGACGGCGGCGAUGGCGAGUUUUGGGAUGACAUGUUUGGCCCGUCGGAGCUGGCUGCCAUGGACAACGAACGGGCUUGGGAUGUGAGUCCGACAGAGGAGGAAGAUUUGGCAAGGGUCUUGAUGAGCGAAGACGAGCUUAUUGCACAAUUGAACGCGGCUCUGGAUGACGAGCCUAUGGAAGAGACGUCUGCUGCUGUUUCUGAGACGGCGACUGAAGUUGCUGCACCGGUCGUAACAGCCGAACAAGAGCAACGAUUUGCUGCGGCGGCCUCUCCCGAAAAAGCUAAGAGGUCCAAUCCUGUUCCCCUGUUAUUGCCUGGGACGCCACAGACUGUACCGCAGACGUUUGCCAAUGGUGGCUCUGCGCAAUUCACAGGCCAGACUUCGACUGCUUCGACACCUACGACGGCGAUUACCUCUAUCAACAAUCUCAAUAGAGGUCCGCCGGUCACCGUCUUUCAAGGAAUUCAGCCACAAGCCGCACAAUAUCAAAAUACUGUAUCCCAUGAUGGCAUUACUACUGCGAAAAACUACGGGGUACGGCCAGGUGUGCUCAGCAAUAUGGCUGGGCAAACGAUGUACACGCAGGCUGUGGAUACGCGGGGCAUAAGGGCUCCAAUGAUGAAUCAACAGGCAAUGCCAAUGCAAAGCAUGUCCCAGUUCUCCUCAGGGAUACCUAUGAAUGGCAUGUCCGUGAACGGGCAGGCUAUGAACGGACAAGUCAUGAACAACGGGCAAGCUCUGCCUUACUUCCAUCCCCAGCCUGCUGUCAACCCUACCCAGUUCUCGCAACCUUUCACUGGAAACAGCAUCAAUCAGCCUGCUUGGCCAGGCCAAACAUCGUUUGCCACGUCUUUGCCACAGACCAUGGCUCCUCCGCCUACUCAGCAGCAAACUAUGCCUCAGCAGGCGAUGUCGCAGCAGAGUCCACCACAACAAGCGUCGAACGAGUCUGCGGCUGCACUGGCUAGUGCUCAGAUGCCACCUCCACCAGUGCCUUCUCGGACUGGAUGGAUGUCAAAGCAGCAGCAGCAGUUGCAGCGAUUGCAAGGGCCUUCAGGGCAAGCUAAUGGACGAUACAAAGCCAUCCAGCCAGCGGUGAAAAUUAAGGAUGUGCUGGAAAAGCACGACACCACUGCCUACGAUGAUCUUGUCAUGAUUGUCCACUACGCUUAUCUCAAGGGAGUCACCUGGGGCCAGCAAGUGGAUAAUACUAAGUUGUGCAACGAGAUCAAGAACAAGGGAACCAUCUUAAGCUCUACGCUAGAAGCACUGCGAGAGCAUAGCCUCGAAAGACUGACCAAUGACAUGAGCAUCUAUCUGCACAACGGUACACAGCCGCUUCACAAAGCAGAAGCUCACAAGGCGGCCAGAGAGGUUGUUUCGGCAUUUUGCACUAAGCAUACGCAAAUCCACGCCGCCCUCAAAACUGUUCGUGGGCUUGUCUCCAAGCCAACCGAGCUCCCGGAGGUUAUUCAAAGAGUCUCUGAUAUCCCUAAGAAGUACAUCUACCAGUUUAAGCCACCACAAACGGGCAGCACGAUAUCUCAGCCUGCACCUGCGCCGACUGAAGUGCCCAGGGCUCCCGACGCAGAGAAGACGUUUCGCCUCACUCAGGCCUAUAUCAAGGUCAUUGAUGGCCAAGAGACGGUGUUUCACAUGUGCAGCGAUGGAGACGUGCGAAUUCUCAACGACGAGCAGUAUCACGAGGCGAAAGCCCGUACGGAAGAUUAUAAUCGGGUCCUGGCGCAGUUUAAAGGCACUGGCACACCUGGGAUGGGUUUGGGCGGACCGAGGACAACUCCAAUUCCUGCAACUCAGACUGAGGGAGCUAUCCGUAUUCCAGCUGAAAAGCCGCAGAGGAAGCGAAAGGCGUCUGUCGCACCGUCGACCCCGAAACGACGUCGUUCUCGUAGAGACUCGGCGAAAGAAGCUGUGCCCAGUGUUUCCGAUGGGUCUGCUACAAGUGCCUCUGUAGCCGAAUCUCCCAAUGCACAGAAAGUAGCAGCACAGGGGACACCUUCAUCAUCGGUGGCAUCCACAUCAGCGUCGGCUUCGACAGGACAGUCCUCCAACGGACUGGCGUCUGCCCCAGAUACUGCUUGGAUACAACCGGAUUUUGCAGGUUAGAACCCUGUAGGUUUUUCAUAGUAGGACGACGCAGCAUGAACGAUACACGGCACGGAGCAUUGUACAAUAUAUAUUAUAGAUCAGGACACUCACUGAUAUUGGACGGUUUUUGUUUUAGAAUUGGUACAGGGCAUUGUUUUCUUUUUGUCUUUGGUUUUGCAUGGAUACCGAGUAGAAGUUUUCACCAGGCUUACGAGCUGUUGCUGUAAUUGAAAUUUUCCUUUU